GAAGCCUGUUUAAACUCGCGACCUAUUUCACCUUUAUCCGAAAAUCCCGACGAUUUGCUAGCUCUUACCCCUGGACAUUUCCUUACUGGGGGUCCUUUGCUUUCACCUGCCGAACCUGACGAAUCCGAGACUACUAUUUCUGUAGUUAAUCGUUGGCGAAGAGUUGUGGCAUUAUCUCAACAGUUCAGUAUUAGAUGGAAACAUGAGUAUCUUAAAGAGCUUCACAAGCGCAUUAAAUGGAAAAGACCACAGCCAAAUAUCCAGAUUGGUUCUAUGGUUGUUGUGAGAGACGACUGUUUGCCACCCCAGGAAUGGAAAUUGGGGCGUAUUUCGAAGAUAUAUUAUGGCAAGGAUGAUUUAGUGCGAGUAGUCGAUAUAACUACACAAAGGGGAACCAUAACUCGGCCUGUUGUAAAAGUCGUGGUACUCCCACCAUGUUAGAAAUUAGUUAUUCAAUUUCCUUUUGUUACAUUAUUGUCCUUUAUUAUAUUUUAGUUUACUCUUACAGAAUGCCACCUAUUUUAUCCCGCCUUAGCCGUUCCGAGGCAAACAAAAAUUAUUACUCUUGCAGAAUCUGUUCACAAAACCACGGUCUUCGUAAAUGCAAGGUAUUCCGAAAAAAGGAUGCGAAACAACGUAUGCAAUUAGUUGUGACUCACCGCUACUGUCCAAACUGUUUAGCCCAUCAACACUCAUCUAGUUCUUGUUUUUCAACUAAAGGAUGUCGGUUUUGUGGAGGCGACCAUCACUCCUUAUUGCAUAUAGAUAAUCCAAAAUUGCGAAGCAAGAAAACAAGGACAGUAAAGGUCGAAAAAAGCCCCGCAGGUGAACCACCAAACACCAGUUCAACUAACCAGCGAUCACUAACGAUAGCGUCUAUUGCAACUCCAAACGCCACUUUGCUAUUUCCAACGGCUAUAAUACUGGUUGUGAUCGGCAAGAAAAAGCACCAUAUCCGCGCAGUUAUUGAUCCUUGCACCGCCAUUAGUAAAAUAUCUAAACAGUUUGUUGAAGAGUUACGACUUAACACAACUGUCCUAGGAUCGGAGUCCAUAUGUGCAGUCUCUAUAGCAUCUCGCCACUCUUCUCACACUGUUUUAGACACCACAAUGAGAGUCAACAACCACAUAUCAAUGGACACGCCUAAUAGAUCCAUUGAUGCUGCCAUUGCUGCAAAAUUCGCUAAUUUGACUUUAGCAGAUCCAAAAUUUUAUAUCUCGGGGCCGUUUUCAAUCGUACUUGGAUCUGACAUAUAUGGGCGCAUUAUAUUACCGGGUCUUUUAGCUAGUGAUGGCUCUCUUCCAGUCGCCACAAAUACUAUCUUCGGCUGGGUGCUGUCUGGCUCAUGCACCACCUGAUGCAACAACUAUUGAACUGGAUUAUAUUUAAAAUUAACAUUAGAAUCUAUAAGUAAACUGAAUUGUUAUUAAAUUUUGACUAGAGAUAACCCUUAUAGUAUUAAGGCAUAUUGAAUUUCAAGCAUUUUAUGAACACUCAAAGAUCGUAUGAAUUGUAUAUUUUCCUAUUUUUUUUUUUUUUUUGACCUCAUACCAUUAUAUAUUUGAAUUUAAAACUUUUACCUUGCAAUCUUGCAACAUGGGCCGGUAAUGUUUGUGCCACACAACUUCCAGGUCUGCAUUUUUAUAAUGCCACAUACAGAGGGCACUGAGAACACUACACUUUUUAGUUCUAAAUUUAGUUUUAUGGUAAACUAAAUGUCAUUAUUUUGAGAAGUCAUGACUAUGAAAUGAAAGACUCGUUCAUUCCGUUUUAACUUCGAGAGCAAUAAAGUUCAGUCUUCGUAAAAUCUAAA
This is a messenger RNA of Stomoxys calcitrans (stable fly), 1813 nucleotides long. RefSeq lists its product as uncharacterized. NCBI's taxonomy places the organism in Eukaryota, Metazoa, Arthropoda, Insecta, Diptera, Muscidae. The transcript has a single exon. The record is from RefSeq and is a predicted model, not a curated record. Bases 435 to 1358 code for a protein of 307 amino acids.